Molecule: messenger RNA, 823 nt
Organism: Tigriopus californicus
Lineage: Eukaryota; Metazoa; Arthropoda; Copepoda; Harpacticoida; Harpacticidae
Product: methyltransferase-like protein 27
Exons: 4
Coding region: 43-693 (216 amino acids)
Molecular function (GO): S-adenosylmethionine-dependent methyltransferase activity
Source: RefSeq, a predicted model, not a curated record
GUUUGGGUGCCACAUUUCGUUUUAGAUCAGUACUGGUUCAGCAUGAGCUCGGAGAAGAUUUGGAAGAGCCUAGUGAACAACAAGACGUUGGAUUCCGAUCAAGUCCACGCCUUCUACACUCAAUGGGCAAAAUCGUACGAUCAUGACAUGGAGGAGAUCACGGUCAUUGCCCCCAAGCGGCUCAGCGACAUAAUUCGGGAACACUUUCCAAGUAAUCAACGAUCGGAAGCCUUGGUUUUGGACGUGGCGGCUGGAACCGGUCGGUUAGGGCCUCACUUGGCUGGAAUCGGAUUUAAACAUAUGGAUGCUGUGGAUUAUAGCCAGCCCAUGCUGGAUGUUUUAGAAAAGUUGGAUUUAUACAACAAAAAAAUAUGUGCCGCUUUGGGGAGUGGGCGUAAGAUUCCUGGGAUUGAGGAUGAGUCCUACGACGUGGUUACGAUCUCCGGCGGAUUUUGUCAAGCCCAUUUACCCAUCGACUCUUUGGAAGAAGUUGUGCGCGUUUUGAAACCAGGCGGCUAUUUCUUUAACGCGAUGACCAAGUACUAUUUGGAGAGCGUGGACUCGCUGCAUGGCCUGGAACCGUUGAUGAGGCAAAUGGAAACGGACGGCAAGUGGCUCAUGAGAGCAAGACUCGUUCAAGAUCACGUUAUUGGUAGGGAACAAGGCCUGUUUCAUGCGUUCCAAAAGUUGUGACAAAAAAUACGCCUAACGGAAGGCCCUGAAUCUCUGUAGCUAAGAUACAGGACAGACGUUCAUGUGUAUGUUCUCUUUAUUACAUUUACAUCAUGCUGAGACGUCUGAAAUAUAUUGCUGUUUAUCACCA